AUGGACGUGGCGAUGAAUGAGGCAGAUUCUGACCAAAUUCAAACAGAAGUUCAACUGAAGAAAGAUGAGGCCACUGCGAAAGUGUCUAGCAAUGGAUAUGAGCUGCCAUGGUAAGGUUUAAAAGCUAGUUAGUUGCAGUAUAUUUGUAUUUAUUAGCCGACUCAAAUGGCUCAUCACGGCUAGCUAGUAGUGCUAAUGGUUAUUUGAGUACAGAUAGGUGGUGGGCAGGAUCAAGCUAACGUUAGCUAUUUUAGUUUUCGAGCUCUGUCGAGGGAAGAGAUGGUUUUUACAUAUUGUGUAUAUUUAUUUAUUCUAAACACUUCUGUUUGUUGGCAAUGUAAAUUCUAGCAUUCUUUUCAAAAUACUUGUUUUUAUGUUCGCUAGUUGGACAGGCAAACGCCACCGACUACUAAACUGUAAACCAAUCAAAACUCGUGUAAUAUCCAUGGUAGUAUCUCUGUUGAUCACGUCUGCCAAUCACGUUAUCCAUAUCGAAGGUAGUAGACAGCUGGUGGCAUCUCGAGAAACUGCUAUCAGGUAGGUCAUUUUUAUUUAUUUGUAAUUAACUAUUUACACUGAACAAAAAUAUAAACGCAGCAUGUUAAGUGUUGGCCCCAUAUUUCAUGAGCUGAAAUAACAAAUCCCAGAAAUUUUCCAUUCACACAAAAAGCUUAUUUCUCUAAACUGUUGUGCACAAAUCUGUUUACAUCCCUGUUAGUGAGUAUUUCUCCAUUGCCAAAAUUAUCCAUCCACCUGACAGGUGUGGCAUAUCAAGAAGCUGAUUAAACAGCAUGAUCAUUACACAGGUGCACCUUGUGUUGGGGACAAUAAAAGGCCACUCUAAAAUGUGCAGUUUUGUCACACAACACAAUGCCACAGAUAUCUCAAGUUUUGAGGGAGCGUACAAUUGGCAUGCUGACUGCAGGAAUGUCCACCCUAGCCGUUGCCAGAGAAUUGAAUGUUAAUUCAAACGUCGUUUUAGAGAAUUUCAGUACGUCCAACCGGCUUCAUAACCGCAGACCACGUGUAACCACGCCAACCCAGGACCUCCACAUCCGGCUUCUUCACCUGUGGGAUCGUCUGAGACAAGCCACCCGGACAGCUGAUGAAACUGUGGGUUAGCACAACGAAAUAAACAGUCUCAGGGAAGUUCAUCUGCGUGCUCGUCGUCCUGACUGCAGUUAGGCGUCGUAACCGACUUCAGUGGGCAAAUGCUCACCUUCGAUGGCUGCUGGAUAAGUGUCCUCUUCACGGAUGAAUCCCGGUUUCAACUGCCCCGGGCAGAUGACAGACAGCGUGUAUGGUGUUGUGUGGGCGAGCGGUUUGCUGAUGUCAACGUUGUGAACAGAGCGCCCCAUGGUGGGGUUAUGGUAUGGGCAGGCAUAAGCUACGGACAACGAACACAAUUGCAUUUUAUCGAUGGCAAUUUGAAUGCAGAGAUACCGUGACGAGAUCCUGUACCGUUCAUCCGUAGCCAUCACCUCAUGUUUCAGCAUGAUAAUGCACGGCCACAUGUCGCAAGGAUCUGUAGACAAUUAUUGGAAGCUGAAAAUGUCCCAGUUCAUCCAUGGCCUGGAUACUCACCAGACAUGUCACCCAUUGAGCAUGUUUGGGAUGCUCUGGAUCGACGUGUACGAUAGCGUGUUCCAGUUCCCGCCAAUAUCCAGAAACUUCGUACAGCCAUUGACGAGUGGGACAACAUUCCACAGGCCACAAUCAACAGCCUGAUCAACUCUAUGCGAAGGAGAUGUCGCACUGCAUGAGGCAAAUGGUGGUCACACCAGAUACUGACUUUUUUUGGUCCACACCCCUACCUUUUUUUUUUAAGGUGUCUGUGACCAACAGAUGCAUAUCUGUAUUCUCAGUCAUGUGAAAUCCAUAGAUUAGGGCCUAAUACAUUUAUUUAAAUUGACUGAUUUCCUUAUAUGAACUGUAAACUCAGUAAAAUCUUUGAAAUUGUUUCAUGUUGCGUUUUUAUAUUUAAUAAUGUAGCUAGCUUGCAAGUUACAACAAGUAGAUGUGUUGCUAGCUAGUGGGAGCAGAGAGCUUUAUCACUAGCUAGCAUGUCAUUCCGGGACAAGGAGCGUUUUAUCUUUCCGUUUAUUACAAGUAAUAAUUUAAGACUACAAAAAUCUGUAGGACAAGUAGUGUAAAUCUACUACAGUCACCAAGGCAGGACCCACUCAUUUCAUUCAUACUGACAAAUAUGAAAUGCCACAUUAUCCCUGUCAAUGGUUGGAGUAGGAUGAUUGCAGAGCAGCAGACUGUCAGGAUGUUCAUUUUCUAGCUCACAAACUACUUUCCUUUGCUGUGAUGAUUUCUUUCAUUCAUUCUUGUCUCUCACUUUUGUCUCACAUGAUCUAUUCAGCUCUCCCGUAUCCUACUCCCAAAGAUCAACCAAGUGCUAUUCACCAAGCAUGGGCUGAUUCAUUCACCUGUGAAGAGAGCCAUCCUACUGCAGUUUGAACUAGCCCUGCCGUCACUAUUUAAACAUUGAGACCACAUGCAUUUGCCUGUUUCGAAUCCCCAAGCCAACUAGGUGAAACAUCUGUCUGUGCCUUAGUUCCACCUGUAAAUCGCUCUGGAUAAGAGCGUCUGCUAAAUGACUCAAAUGUAAUGUAAGUCUUUCUCUACAUCGGUGAACUACAUUGGUGACCAGGGUGGAAUCCUUUCGAUAUGCCUAUGGGACCUGGGCACACACAAGCUCCUAGAGCAUGUGUUGAUGACAGGCUCCAUCAGAGGCCUAGGCUUUUGGCAUAGAUCAUAAAGUUCUCAUUUCUGGACUGCAACAUUGUAAGAUUGUGCCCUCUACGACAAUUGAUUGAUUGGUUGGCUACACUAUAUUUAGAGACUUCAAAUACUGUCUGAGACACAUUUUGCUAUUUGUCUCUGCACUCAAUAAAUGAUGAAAGACUAUUUGUGAUGGUGGUCUUUGUUCGUAGAUGCAUUUGUAUGUAUAUGCAUGAAACAUGCAUUACGGAAAACAUGUCUCACACUCAGUCAUAGUUAGUAGAAUAAUGAAUGGAUUGGCAAGAUUUUGGCACGUACCGUUAACUUUUAGAAGGUUAGUAGGAAAGUUAAUAAUCUAAACCAGGGUUUCCCAAACUCUGUCCUGGGGCCCUCCCUGGGUGCACGUUUUGGUUUUUGCCCUAGCACUACACAGCUGAUGCAAAUAACCAACUCGCCAUCAAGCUUUGAUUAUUUGAAUCAGCUGUGUAAUGCUAGGGCAAAAACCAAAACGUGCACCCGGGGAGGGGAGGUCGGGAAACCCUGAUCGACACCACUUAAAUAUACUCACAUUUCACUGAACAUUUAGUAUUUGAAACUAAAACAUUCAUUUCCCAACUGCUUUUACAGUAUAUAAUCCUACAGGCUCUUUAUCAUUCUCCAUACCUUAUAUUCCAAUGCAUCCAACAUUAUGCAUGCCCACGAUGGUAUUGGGCAGCUGCUAUUUGAGAACUCAUCUGGUUUAGAAAUCAAACGAAGAUUGGAUUGCAAGAUAUGUUAUAUUUCUAGGCUAUACCAUAUGUAUUGACUGAUAUGCAUAUGCAGCUGUCGUUUUUAAACCUCCAUUCUAGCAUGCAUCUAUCUACAUGCUUUUAUUUGGGUUUCUAUGCAAAGUAUAUGAUUGAAUGUUUCUUUAAGCCUGCAGCUAGCUACUUGAAAUGAGACGUAUAAUCAUGCCAAAACAUGACUCAACCAUUUAAUUCACUGAUAGAGCGAUGGCUAAUGAAACACAAAUUGACAUUCACAAUAGCUACUAGUCUGUAACAUUGGCUAACUUUCAUGAAAUUGGCUAAAUGGUCAACGGAAUUACCUCUUCAUAUGAUCAAGACAAUUCGUAUUGCAUGCUGCAUAUUUCAAGUGCACUCAAACAAAUAUUUAUCUUAUUUCAGUCUGGGAGCUAGCUAGCAAUCGGUGUUUCUGUUUAGACAGCAGCUUGUGUUUUCACAAGCGGCUGUUUACAUUGUAGAUAGAAGCAGGCCAUUGGCUGCCUUCAUCACAAGGGGUAUGUAGGGGAGUUCUGAUUGGUUCCAAGUUUAGCAGUUCGGCAAAUUUGCCUGAGCAGCCGUGUUGAAAUACACUUAUUAUGAGAAAAUGUGCAAGAAUUGAAGGUGCCAACAAAUGUUAUAGUCAUCAUAAAAAUGUUUUACUGUCAUAUACAAAAAAUCAGCUCUUCCCUCGACGGGGAUCGAUUAACUUCACGUUUCAAGUCUUAGUUCUGUUGAUAAAACAAGUUUACUGGAGAACGGAGACCAAGUAGAGACUUUUGGACAAGGUGGAUAAUUGUAUAAUAUAAGGCAGUUUAUUCAGAGGUAAAGAUAUCUGGAAUCGCGUGCACGGACCCGUUCGUCAAUCUCGUAGGGAGAUAUCUGAGAGAGCCCCUAAACAUUGUGUGCUGACAUUUUAUACAAUAAAAUGAAGUAGGUUGAUUCUAGUAGUUCUGAUCUUCUGAUUGGUCCUGAUGAGUUGGGCGAGGUCCCCUCCAGGUUAGUAUCACUGUUGCAUUGGCUCUGAGUCGGGUUCUCUGUCUUCAGAUGUUCAGCCUAAGAGAAGAGGAUUUGUGUGUGUGUGUGUGUGUGUAUGUGUGUGUAUGUGUGUGUGUGUAUGUGUGUGUAUGUGUGUGUAUGUGUGUGUGUGUGUGUGUGUAUGUGUGUGUGUGUGUGUGUGGGGGUGUGUGUGUGUGUGUCCUCAGAGCAAGAACUCGUGAGUUGGAAGAACUGAGAGACCUAUGGCGUGGGUGUUGUCCUUAGCCACCUGCUGAUAAGGCUGACAAGAUAGGACUCUUUUGUGCUUUUGUGCAUUGUAUUGAAUACAAAGGCCCAACACAAAAUGGGUCAUGCACAAGAUUUUAGUCAGACCAAGCUAUAACAUUAUAUAUUUACUACGACAGUUCCACCACCUAAGAUCCUAGCAUUGUAGCUAGCUAAUAGCUAUGUAAUGAAUAUUAGCUAUGAAAACAAACCGAUUCUGCAUGCCUCUCAAAAAUUAACCAGAUCGCUAAAGUUAGCUAUGUAAUGUUAUGUUCUAAGCAUUUCAUUGGAGCAACAGCUAGCGCUACUAGUGCAAGUAAUUGUGUAAAUCACUAUGAAUUGCUUGUUGAUUAGCUUUGGUGGCAACUAAGCGAGUCUGUUGGGACAUAAUGUUGCUGAUAGCUAUGCUUGUUCUGAAUGUCUCACAGGGUUGAAAAAUACAGACCAUUUAAGUUGAACGAAAUAGUAGGCAACGAGGAGACUGUUAGCAGAUUGGAGGUAAAGUAUCCUCAAUAUUUUAAGUUACAUAGUUUCAAUACAUUUCUUGCUAAAUAAUAGCCAACUGUAUGAUUUGUUUUUCCCUUCUCUCUUACAGGUGUUUGCCAGAGAGGGAAAUGUACCCAACAUCAUUAUUGCAGUGAGUGACUGACACAAUUCAUUCUUUCAUCAUAACUAUUUGAUAUUACAAACUGACAUGUUGGUGCAGCGGAGUAAUUGUAUGCAAGUUAUGCCAUCUUUCAUAUGGGACCUCUUUUUAAACAUAACUAUUGUUAUUUUAGGGUCCCCCCGGUACAGGAAAGACCACCAGUAUUCUGUGUUUGGCGCGAGCUCUUCUAGGCCCAGCCAUGAAAGAUGCUGUCCUGGAACUGAAUGCUUCCAAUGACAGGUGAGAGCAAGUGAUGUCUGCCAUGAAAAAUGUCACACUGGCAUACUUAAAGGAAAGAUUAACCCAUUUUGAAUGUUAUAUCGUAUUUGUGCACAUCUGAGCGAUGUUCUAUAUAUUCCAGGGGUCAUUUCAUGUUUUUAUGUGUAUCUGAGCUAUUCUCGGUUCAAGCAGGUAGAAAUACAGCCGGGAUGGUGCGUUUUUCAUCAUUAUACUAGCUGUAUUUCUGCCUGGUUGAACGGCGAAUAGCUGAUACACGUAAAACCAUGAAAUGACCCCGGGAAUCAAUAGAACAUCGCUCAGAGAUCAAAUCAAAGUGUAUUGGUCGCGUACAUAGAUUUGCAGAUGUUAUCUCAGGUGCAGCGAAAUGCUUGUGUUUCUAGCUCCAACAGUGUAGUACUAAUACUAGUGCUAGUAGUGUCUUGUAAUCCUAUAUGGGCUUAAAUAAAUCCUAUCAAUCAAAAAUGAAUACCUAGCAAUACAAAACAAUGCACAUAUAAUCCAAAAAGUUAAAAUAAAUGUCCGAACGAAUCCAAUCAACAACACAAAUAGCACUGUAACAGUAAUCCAAAUGCAAUCUAUACGUAUCUACACCGAAUGAAUUUACACAAGAUUUACUAGGAAUUAUAUGUACAGCGGUAUAUAUAGGCCGUCAUUGUAAAUAAGAAUUUGUUCUUAACUGGCUUGCCUAGUUAAAUUAAAUAAAUAUAUUAGUGAGCCAUGUCAAAAAUCCAGUAUAUCAAUAAAUAUGCGGUGUGUGUGUAUAAACAGUGUAACUAAAAUGCAAUGUAGAGUAGUAGAAAUAUUAGAAUGAGCUUUCGAGAAUACAGUAUAUAAAUACACAGUACAAAACCCCAUAGCAAAAUGGAUGGAACUGCAGGAAUUAGCUUAAGGACCUUUUCAUGACAGACUGACCAGAUAAAUCCAGGUGAAAACUAUGAUCCCUUAUUGAUGUCACUUGUUAAAUCCACUUCAAUCAGUGUAGAUGAAGUGGAGGAGACAGGUUAAAUAAUUAUUUUAAAGCCUUGAGACAAUUGAGACAUGGAUUGUGUAUGUCUGUCAUUCAGAGGGUGAAUGGGCAAGACAAAAAAUGUAAGUGCCUUUGAACGGAGUAUGGUAGCAGGUGCCAGGCGCACCGGUUUGUGUCAAGAACUGCAACGCUGCUGGGUUUUUCAUGCUCAACAGUUUCCCGUGUGUAACAAGAAUGGUCCACCACCCAAAGGACAUCCAGCCAACUGGGAAGCAUUGGAGUCAACAUGGGCCAACAUCCCUGUGAAAUGCUUUCAACACCUUGUAGAGUCCAUGCCCUGACAAAUUUAGGCUGUUCUGAGGGCAAAAGGGGGUGCAACUCAAGAUUAGGAAUGUGUUCCCAAUGUUUUGUGCAUUCGGUGUAUGUGAAUGGUGUGUAUGGACAUUAUGUGAAUAGAAAGGGUGUGUGUAUAGCAGUAGGUAUAUAGGAUGAGCCAUGACUUGAAUACAGUAUACAAAUAAAGUGGGUAAAACAGUAUGUAAACAUUAUUAAUGAGACCAGUGUUCAAUGACUUUGUACAUAGGGCUGCGGUCUCUAAGGUGCAGGGUAGAGUACCGGGUGGUAGCUGUGUAGUGACAGUGUCUGAAGUUCAGGGCAGGGCACACUGGGCGGAGGCCGGCUAGUGGUGACUGUUUAACAAAUUGAUGGCCUGGAGAUAGCCUCGGUCACAGCUUUGAUGCACCUGUACUGUCUCUACUUUCUAGAUGGUAGUGGGGUGAACAGGCCUAGACUUGGGUGGCUGGGGUCCUUGAUGAUCUUCUUGGCCUUCCUGUGACACUGGGUGCUGUAGAUGUCCUGGAGGGCAGGCAGUGUGCCCCUGACGAUGCGUUGGGCUGACCGCACCACCCUCUGGAGAGCCCUGCAGUUGCGGACGGUGCAAUUGCCGUACCAGGCGGCGAUACAGCCCGACAGGAUGCUCUCAAUAGUGCCUUGCUAGAGGUCGUGAGGGUCUUAGGGGCCAAGCGGAAUUGGCGCUGUUGUACCUUCUUCACUAUCUGUGUGAAGGGACCAUUUCAGUUCGUCAGUGAUAUGCACGCCGUGGAACUUGAAGCUUUUGACGCUCUCCACUGAGGCCCCGUGGAUGUGGAUGGUCCACGAUCAGCUCCUUCCUUUUUGUUGUCGUUGAGGGAGAGGUUAUUUUCCUGGCAGCACUCCGCCAAAGCACUCACCUCCUCCCUGUAGGCUGUUUUGUCGUUGGUAAUCAGCCAGGCCUACCACUGUUGUGUCGUCAGCAAACUUGAUGAUUUGAGUUGGAGACGUGCGUGGCCACACAGUCAUGGGUGAACAGGGAGUAUAGCAGGCAGCUGGGCACGCGCCCCCAUGUUGAGAAUCAGCUUGGUGGAGGUGUUGUUGCCUACCUUCACCACUUGGGGCCGGCCCGUCAGGAAGUCCAGGAUCCAGUUGCACAGGGAGGGGUUCAGACCCAGGGACCUGAGCUUAGUGAUGAGCUUGGUGGGCACAAUGGUGUUGAAGGCUGAGCUAUAGUUGAUGAACAGCAUUCUUACAUAGGGAUGCACAAAUACGAUAUAAAAUAAAAUAAAUGGGCGAGUCUUUCCUUUAAGUGCACCUGUGAUUCCAGGAGCCGCAUUUUGGGUUAAAAUCACAUUGUUGCUUUAGAAAGUGAAGCCUACACUAACACAUUGUCAUCAAUCUUCCUCAGAGGCAUCGAUGUAGUUCGAAACAAGAUCAAGAUGUUUGCCCAGCAAAAAGUCACCCUCCCUAAAGGCAGACACAAGAUCAUCAUCCUGGAUGAGGCUGACAGGUAAGACCCACUGAGGGUCAUGACAGCUAAGCUGAUCUAGUGUACCUAUAAUGGCUGUGUCUGUAAAGGCUGUGCUUGUGUCUCCAGCAUGACAGACGGAGCCCAGCAGGCCUUGAGGAGGACCAUGGAGAUCUACUCUAAAACCACACGCUUCGCUCUGGCGUGCAACGCCUCCGACAAGAUCAUCGGUGAGGGUCCUACAAUACAAUGAUGCUGUCGUAUUGAAUAGGGACCCAAAUGUAAGCGAUGGUCACAUUACAAAACCAACUUGUCUUUUCUCUGUCCUGAUGGUCCUCCAUGUUGCUGUGCCCCCUCCUUCAUAGAGCCCAUCCAGUCACGUUGUGCGGUCCUUCGCUACACCAAGCUGAGGGACGAGCAGAUCAUGAUGCGUCUGCUGGAGGUAGUGGAGAGGGAGAACCUGGUCACCAGCAACGACGGCCUGGAGGCCAUCAUCUUCACUGCCCAGGGAGACAUGAGACAGGUUGGGAAAAGGGCCAACUGUCCUCCAAUCCUCCAUGUUGACACUAAAGGUUCCAUGAGAAUAGCGUUCUUGUUCCCAUUACGACUAGAUUGGGAAUGACUUAGGAAGUUUUGGUGUCAACAAGUUACCCAUUUAAAAUAUCAAGUUUGUUGAACACUAUAUCUAUCCAUGGGAGGGUUUGCGGCUUGUUGCCGGACAAAUUGACCAGGAGAAAAAAACAACCCCAUUGCAAAAUAAUGCUUUUUAUUCAUUGAUGGAAAUAUCAGUCAAUGUAAAUACAUUUCACUGUCAAGCUUAUCGGUCAAUUGAUUAAUAAGCAACAUUUGGCGGAAUUAAAUUGGGGCGUGUUUAUUUUCGUUAGUUGUCAUGCAUCUUAUUUAUCACACACGGACAGCAUACAGAGCGGAAUAUCACUUGUCAGAAAGCACUAGAGCUGCAGCGCCUCAGCUCCUUGCUGCUUUUUUCAAAUCAAAUGUUAUUUGUCACAUACACGUGUUUAGCAGAUGUUAUAGCGGGUGUAGUGAAAUGCUUGUGCUUCUAGCUCCGUCAGUGCAGUAAUAUCUAACAAGUAAUAUCGAACAAUUUCACAACAUAUACCCAAUACACACAAAUCUAGUAGGGAAUGGAAUUUAAGAAUAUAUACAUAUAUGGACAAGCAAUGACAGAGUGGCAUGGACUAAGACACAGUAGAAUAUUAUAGAAUAGAAUACAGUAUAUACAUAUGAGAUGAGUAGUGCAAGAUAUGUAAUGUAAACAUUAUUAGAGUGACUAGUGUUCCAUUUCUUAAAGUGGCCAGUGAUUUUCAAAUAGGCAGCAGCAGCCUCUAAUGUGCUAUUGAUGGCUAUUUAAGUCUGAUGGCCUUGAGAUAGAAGCUGUUUUUCAUUCUCUCGGUCCCAGCUUUGAUGCACCUGUACUGACCUCGCCUUCUGGAUGAUAGCGUGGUGAACAGGCAGUGGCUCGGGUGGUUGAUGUCCUUGAUGAUAUUUUUGGCCUUCCUGUGACAUCGGGUGCUGUAGGUGUCCUGGAGGGCGGGGUAGUUUGCCCCCGGUAAUGCGUUCGGCAGACCGCACCACCCUCUGGAGAGCCCUGCGGUUGCAGGCGGUGCAGUUGCCGUACCAGGUGGUGAUACAGCCCGACAGAAUGCUCUCCAUUGUGCAUCUGUAAAGGUUUGUGAGGGUUUUAGGUGCUGGAGUGAAACAUGCUUUUAUCAGCCCCGUUAUUGCGCAACAAUUCUAAAUGUAUGUUAAAAACAGUUUUGAUGACCAUGAUUAAAUAGCUACUAUUUUUCUUUCCCAACUGGUAAUUGAAGCGCGCCUCCCAUUCACCAUUCAGGUGCAUAGGCAACGGUAGGCAGGAUAUCAGCACAUCACCCACCACUUUACAACUUGAGCUGGAGGCAGUAUGCAUUUUGAAAAUGUAUACUUAAUUGAUUGAAACCUGAACGUUUUACUUCAUAUUAUGAGGCAUGUCUUACCUUGCUUCAAUCCGACCAUAGAAACGUGGAGGCAAUUAUUUUAUUGACUUCCUCAUAUGCCAUUGAAACCAGCAUUUCUCUCCUGUUCUAUUGGUUUUCAUAACUUUCUUUCGUCCAGAAGCCAAAGGCACAAUCGUAGUCAUAUUAGCAACCCAUCCUAGUUGUUGCAUCUUUAGAGUCCCCCUCUUUCUAAGUUUCUAAUGGAGAUUUUCAUCUGUCACAUAUGGAACCGCUUGCAUAAGGUGCGCUGUUGAGGAUGAUGUUUUCCUGCGAAAUGCAUUUUGGCAAAUGUUUGAAAAUUACAUUUUAUUAGCUGCUUCAUUAAAGGAUGUUAAGAUGAAUUACCAUAAUCUAAAUGUGAUUUCUGUCAUUCUGAGCACAGUGGGUGGACGCCCUAAUGAGUCCGGUAAAUUUCAAAUGGCCGGUAAAUUAAAACCUUCCCGGUCACGUUGUCCAGCGCCACAUUUUCCUAACGGAAACCCUGAUCCAUGGCUCCUCAUAGUGGCUGUACUUUCUGGGGGGCCAAUUCAAGUUUGGCUGAGAUGUGUGAAACUAUAUAUAUAACUUGAGCUGUCUUUUUUUUGCAUCAUCAGGCACUGAAUAACCUACAAUCCACAAAUUCUGGUUUUGGCUACAUCAACAGCGAAAAUGUGUUCAAGGUACGGUUCUGUUACCUAACCUGUCUUUUUCAGUCAUUUUAGAAGGAAGAAGAAAUUGACAAUGCGUAGGUCUGUUUCAAAGGAAAGACGAGUAAAGCAUUGUUGGUUUUUGUUCAGGUGUGCGAUGAGCCACACCCGCUGUUGGUGAAAAGCAUGCUGGAACACUGUGUCAACGCCAACAUAGAUGAGGCUUACAAGGUAUUGCAAUCCACUUUCAAUAACAAUCAAGACAGAAUAAGUAUAAUUAUAUUCCUGUCAAUGAAUAACACUUAUUUCUCUAGCCUUUAAACAUGGUUCUUAAUUAAAGUGAUCAAUAACUGCUCAGUUUAUAAUAUAUAGUAUAAUCAUAUAGCUGAUAAUAUUAAUGUGUACCUCUCCCUUAGAUUAUUGAUCAGCUGUGGGCCCUGGGUUACUCCCCUGAGGACAUAAUCGGUAACAUCUUCAGAGUUUGUAAGACUUUCCAGAUGCCUGAGUAUCUCAAGUUGGAGUUCAUCAAGGUAAGAGACAUGGUAAAACAUUUGCAGUUGUACAGUGAGCUCAAAAAUAAAAUGCUAAUCUCCCCUGUUAUUGAAUGGUGAGAGGUUAGCAUGUCUUGGGAGUAUGAUACAGUGGGGGAAAAAAAGUAUUUAGUCAGCCACCAAUUGUGCAAGUUCUCCCACUUAAAAAGAUGAGAGGCCUGUAAUUUUCAUCAUAGGUACACGUCAACUAUGACAGACAAAUUGAGAAAAAAAAUCCAGAAAAUCACAUUGUAGGAUUUUUAAUGAAUUUAUUUGCAAAUUAUGGUGGAAAAUAAGUAUUUGGUCACCUAGAAACAAGCAAGAUUUCUGGCUCUCACAGACCUGUAACUUCUUCUUUAAGAGGCUCCUAUGUCCUCCACUCGUUACCUGUAUUAAUGGAAGCCAUGUUUGAACUUGUUAUCAGUAUAAAAUACACCUCUCCACAACCUCAAACAGUCACACUCCAAACUCCACUAUGGCCAAGACCAAAGAGCGUCAAAGGACACCAGAAACAACAUUGUAGACCUGCACCAGGCUGGGAAGACUGAAUCUGCAAUAGGUAAGCAGCUUGGUUUGAAGAAAUCAACAGUGGGAGCAACUAUUAGGAAAUGGAAGACAUACAAGACCACUGAUAAUCUCCCUCGAUCUGGGGCUCCACGUAAGAUCUCACCCCGUGGGGUCAAAAUGAUCACAAGAACGGUGAGCAAAAAUCCCAGAACCACACGGGGGGACCUAGUGAAUGACCUGCAGAGAGCUGGGACCAAAGUAACAAAGCCUACCAUUAGUAACACACUACGCCGCCAGGGACUCAAAUCUUGCAGUGCCAGAUGUGUCCCCCUGCUUAAACCAGUACAUGUCCAGGCCCGUCUGAAGUUUGCUAGAGUGCAUUUGGAUGAUCCAGAAGAGGAUUGGGAGAAUGUCAUAUGGUCAGAUGAAACCAAAAUAGAACUUUUUAGUAAAAACUCAACUCGUCGUGUUUGGAGGACAAAGAAUGCUGAGUUGCAUCCAAAGAACACCAUACCUACUGUGAAGCAUGGGGGUGGAAACAUCAUGCUUUGGGGCUGUUUUUCUGCAAAGGGAACAGGACGACUGAUCCGUGUAAAGGAAAGAAUGAAUGGGGCCAUGUAUCGUGAGAUUUUGAGUGAAAACCUCCUUCCAUCAGCAAGGACAUUGAAGAUGAAACGUGGCUGGGUCUUUCAGCAUGACAAUGAUCCCAAACACACCGCCCGGGCAACGAAGGAGUGGCUUCGUAAGAAGCAUUUCAAGGUCCUGGAGUGGCCUAGCCAGUCUCCAGAUCUCAUCCCCAUAGAAAAUCUUUGGAGGGAGUUGAAAGUCCGUGUUGCCCAGCGACAGCCCUAAAACAUCACUGCUCUAGAGGAGAUCUGCAUGGAGGAAUGGGCCAAAAUACCAGCAACAGUGUGUGAAAACCUUGUGAAGACUUACAGAAAACGUUUGACCUGUGUCAUUGCCAACAAAGGGUAUAUAAAAGUAUUGAGAAACUUUAGUUAUUGACCAAAUACUUAUUUUCCACCAUAAUUUGCAAAUAAAUUCAUUAAAAAUCCUACAAUGUGAUUUUCUGGAAUUUUUUUUCUCAUUUUGUCUGUCAUAGUUGACGUGUACCUAUGAUGAAAAUUACAGGCCUCUCUUAUCUUUUUAAGUGGGAGAACUUGCACAAUUGGUGGCUGACUAAAUACUUUUUUCCCCACUGUAUUUGUGCAUCUUUCUCACUCAUCAUUAUUCACAUUUCAUUCAGGAUUAUCCGUAAUCAUGGUAGCAUCCACAUUAAUGUAAAGUGUUUAGAAACAUUCAAUUCUUAUUUACAAUAAGUGAUUCCGAAAUGAGACAAUACAUUUACCAUUCAUUUCUAUUGGGCACAAAGUAAUCUGAAACACAAACAGCAAAUGCAUCCAACAAAUUGUAGAGUCACAAGCUUGAUGUAUGUGGGACCAAAUACUGAACUUUUUACUACUUUAAUAGACAAGUGAAUUUCUCCCCUAAAAUGCGACUAUGUACAAAAAGUGCUGUAAUUUCUAAACGGUUCACCCAAUAUGAAUGAAAAUACCCUCAAAUUAAAGCUGACAGUCUGCACUUUAACCUCAAAUCCAAAGUGCUGGAGUAUAGAGCCAAAACCAACAACUGUCCCAAUACUUUUGUUGCUCACUGUACAUUAUGUACAUGUCUGGUUAUGUCAGAUCCUUUUCUAUGUUUCCUCAUGUUCCUCAUCUUAGUUGGGUAUAACAGAAUGGCAGAAAAGUGCCAAACUUGGCAUAGGAAAGUAAGCCACACCAUAAUAUUAAUCAAUUUUGCCUCGGCAUCGCUCUCCUUGUUUACUUGGUAUUGUUCCUUUUCUCAGGAGAUAGGAUACACCCACAUGAAGGUGGCGGAGGGCGUGAACUCACUACUGCAGAUGGCAGGCCUCCUGGGUCGACUGUGCAGCAAGACGGCCACCCCUGAUCCCAGCUAA
Molecule: messenger RNA, 14004 nt
Organism: Coregonus sp. 'balchen'
Lineage: Eukaryota; Metazoa; Chordata; Actinopteri; Salmoniformes; Salmonidae
Source: the annotation of a GenBank genome assembly